AUCUGUUAAGAAUAUACAGUAGAUAAUGACUAUAAAUGUUUGUGCCUAGAAACAAGUCAAUGGUUGUUAUGACAAAGCAGUUAGUGAGUGUCCGGUUACCAAUUCGAAAACAACUAACUGAACUGAGUACUGAAAGCUCUGCUCUUUCUAUUUUCUCUAUUUAAGCAGAAAAUGCCCAUCAUUCUACCACAGCUUCCUGAAGUAAUGUUUUCUACCUAUGACCCCCAGUACAUCCCAGGAUAUACAACCCAAAUUCCAAAGCUUCGAAGUGAUGCUGGUUACAUAUACGGCAAUGCUACCCAAACAUCGAGCAACCAUGAACCAGGUGUACAAAGAUGUACAAACUUGCCUCUCACAGGAUGGAGAGAUAGACAAGGACCAGUCAUUUCUAUGCACUCUGGCACAAGAGACAUCCCUAGAGAGCAGGCUGAAAGCUGGAAUAUUAAAAAAGGAUAUUUUUAUCCAAUAAAAAGAAGAUAUUAUGCUACAGGAAUAAAUAACAUGUAUAAUGGAGACCUGAGGAUUUCAACUGCUAUACAAACAGUGGAAGGAAUAAAACAUGAGUUACACAGCCCUGAUCAGCUGAAGACAUUUACCUCUGACACCAGCAAGCAUUUGCGAAUGUCUCGGGAAAGUUUAAAGCAAAAAGCUACUUUUCAUGGAAGAUCUGAGCAGGAGCGCCCAUUGCCAAGGCUUUCUCCAUUUGCAGAGAAAAAUGAAAGGGAUCCUAUACCAAGUUCAUACACAACAAAUUAUAAUCAAGAACAACAAGGAAAAUUGAUUUACAGAACUGAUUCUGGAAUCCUUCCUAAUUAUGGAGGAUACAUACCUGGUCAGAUGUUUGCUAUUGGGAAGACUUGGGGAAAAACCAGUGUCAAUGCGCUUGGGAAACUAAAAGAGCAACCCUUUGUUUGGACCUCACUCCUCUGAGCUGAUCCAUUAAAUGGGAUAACAGCCAGAUCAAGGCAGACAGCACAUUAGAUUUUCACUACAAUAAUGAACCAGCUGGUAUUUAAUAUACAUGUUUGCAUGCAGGUGUGAUAUUAGAGGAAUAGCUGAUUACAUUUUGCUUAUUAGUUUCACAAAGUUUUUUACCUAGCGUUGCUUUCCUUUUCCUCCGAUUCUCACAUAAAGCAAAUACAAAAUAAAACACAUAAAGUACUGUAUUUCUUUCUGCUUUUUUUCACUAAGCAUCAGCAGGCAGAACCAAACGUUAGCAAUUAUAUAGCCUCUCAGGUUUCUCUGUGGCAUUAUUGUGUUCUUUAAUUCUAACUGUUAUAUUAUGCAACAAGGCGUCUAUCAUUCUGUUAAUAAAGAUCUGACUAAAUAAAGCAAUUGUUCUGUAUAAAUA
Xenopus laevis (African clawed frog) is the source of this 1351-nucleotide messenger RNA. RefSeq lists its product as uncharacterized. NCBI's taxonomy places the organism in Eukaryota, Metazoa, Chordata, Amphibia, Anura, Pipidae. The record is from RefSeq and is a predicted model, not a curated record. The transcript is spliced from 5 exons. Bases 172 to 930 code for a protein of 252 amino acids.